Rhodamnia argentea is the source of this 922-nucleotide messenger RNA. RefSeq names its product ras-related protein Rab2BV-like. The record is from RefSeq and is a predicted model, not a curated record. Lineage: Eukaryota; Viridiplantae; Streptophyta; Magnoliopsida; Myrtales; Myrtaceae. Gene Ontology annotation, cellular component: endosome. Bases 183 to 836 code for a protein of 217 amino acids. Gene Ontology annotation, molecular function: GTP binding; GTPase activity. The transcript has 2 exons.
GGGUUAAACUUCAUCCUGGAGGAGAAGAAGCAUCAUCUCUGCGGGAUCGGAUCAUCAAGAAGGAAGGAAGGCCACCUUCCAUGGUCAAACGACUUCGAUUCUGCAGCAAAUUGGCGGGAAUCAUUAGGCGCUAAUCCGGAUUAUUAUUAUUAAUUAUUAAUUAUUUAUUUAUUUUCAUUUUAAUGGCGUACAAAGUGGAUCAAGAGUACGAUUACCUGUUCAAGAUCGUGCUCAUCGGAGAUUCGGGCGUGGGGAAAUCCAACAUUUUGUCGCGAUUCACGCGAAAUGAGUUCUGCUUGGAGUCCAAAUCCACCAUCGGGGUCGAAUUCGCCACCAGGACUCUCCAGGUCGAUGGCAAGACGGUGAAGGCUCAAAUAUGGGAUACGGCCGGGCAGGAGCGGUACCGCGCCAUCACGAGCGCCUACUACCGGGGCGCGGUCGGGGCGUUGCUAGUCUACGACAUAACCAAGAGGCGGACGUUCGACAACGUCCAGCGGUGGCUCCGCGAGCUCCGCGACCACGCCGACUCCAACAUCGUCAUCAUGUUGGCCGGGAACAAGUCCGACCUCAACCACCUGAGGGCGGUCUCGGCCGAGACGGCAGAGGCCAUGGCCGAGAGGGAGAACUUGUCGUUCCUCGAGACGUCGGCGCGGGAGGCGUUCAACAUCGAGAAUGCGUUCCAAAAGGUCCUGCUCGACAUCUACCACAUCAUCAGCAGGAAGGCGUUGGCUGCGGAGGAGGCGGCCUCGAACCCCGGGGUGCUCCCCCACGGCACCACGAUCAACGUUGGGAACUUCUCGGGUAAUUUCGGCAAGAGAGCUUGCUGUUCAAAUUAAGGGUAAAAUUAGGAGCUAAUUGGGAAAGAGAAAUGCUACACGCUACAAAAGAAAAUGUUACAAACAUUCUUUUACUAAAUGAUGUG